AUGGCGUCUCUCAUCAAAGAUGCCAUCACAAGCCCCCGUUUCCACCUCUUUGCGACAGCUGUGCUGUCUGGCGCAACCGUCGCACUCAUUCUUGGAUAUCAGGGCCUGGAGCGGGAGCGAAGACUCUCUGAGCUCAAGAGGUCCAUUCCCUCUCCGGGAGAUGGCGGCCAUCAUACGAGCAAAUUGAACAAUUUUGGCGCGUCUCCGGGUUCGACGCCGGACAAGGAGGAUGCCCGCAACCAGGCCCUUAGCAGAAGGGCGUUGGCCGGAGACUUCGAUGAGGAGCUGAUUCUCGAACAGCUCGCGCGAAACAGGGUCUUUCUCACCACUGAAGGACUCGCGAAGCUGCGCGACUCGUUUGUCAUUGUGGUCGGGUGCGGUGGUGUCGGGUCGCAUUGCGCCGCGUCACUCGCCCGCUCUGGCGUGAGCAAGAUUCGCCUGAUUGACUUUGAUCAAGUCACGCUCAGCUCUCUGAACAGGCAUGCCGUUGCUACAUUGGCGGACGUUGGUAUCCCCAAGGUUCAGUGUCUCCGGCGGCGAUUGAUCGGCAUCGCACCGUGGGUCAAGUUUGAUCUACAGCAAGAAAAGUUUGAUGGGUCUGUGGCAUCGCGGAUGCUGGGGGCCUGGGAAGAUGGACGACGGCCUGAUUUCAUUGUCGACGCCAUCGACAACAUCGACACCAAGGUCGAGCUUCUGAAACACUGUCAUGAUCACAAUCUGCCCGUCAUCAGCGUAAUGGGCGCUGGUUGCAAGAGCGAUCCCACUAGAAUUGUGAUUGGGGAUAUCGGUGCAAGUCGAGAUGACGGGCUAUCGCGGGUGACAAGACGACGGCUGAAAUUACUAGGCAUCACCAGCGGCAUCCCGGUGGUAUAUUCAACGGAGCAGUCCGGAGAAGGCAAGGCCGAAUUGCUGCCGUUGCCUGAGGAAGAGUUUGAAAAGGGGGUUGGCGACCUUGGUGUGAUGCCCAACUUCAGGGUCAGAAUACUCCCCGUGCUGGGAACGAUGCCUGCGAUUUUUGGGCUCACGGCGGCGAACCAUGUUAUCUUGAGCAUCACGGGCUAUCCACUCAACUACGUCCCAGCCAAGGGACGGGAGAAAAUGUACGAAGGAAUGAUGACCUAUGUCCAAGGUUCCGAGGACAGACUCGCACGAAUAUUGGGCUUGGAUACAGUCGGUCUGAAGACCCCGCUCACCUCAGGUGACGUGGCUUUUCUGGCAGAGGAGCUGUAUCAUGGACGCAGCGCUGUCAGUGGCAUAUCGACGAAACUAGCCCUCAUUCGCUGGCAACGGCCGCAGCACACAAACAUGACUGUCAUCGGAGAGGGCAAGGACAUGCAAAAAUGCUCCACCGUGCGACUACGAGACCUCGUGUGUAUGACAAAGGAGGAGGCAAGUAGACAUGAAAAGGAGGUCUUCAAGGCUGGUAAAGCUCUUGACCAAGUCUACGAAAAGGACACGAUUGAGCGGAUCGAGGCGAAACUUGCGGCGGCAGCCAAAUAUGAACCAUGUAGAUAG
Metarhizium album ARSEF 1941 is the source of this 1515-nucleotide messenger RNA. Its product is annotated as Molybdenum cofactor biosynthesis, MoeB. The coding region runs from base 1 to 1515 and encodes 504 amino acids. The transcript has a single exon. Lineage: Eukaryota; Fungi; Ascomycota; Sordariomycetes; Hypocreales; Clavicipitaceae. Gene Ontology annotation, biological process: cyclic threonylcarbamoyladenosine biosynthetic process. The record is from RefSeq and is a predicted model, not a curated record. Gene Ontology annotation, molecular function: tRNA threonylcarbamoyladenosine dehydratase activity; ubiquitin-like modifier activating enzyme activity. Gene Ontology annotation, cellular component: mitochondrial outer membrane.